Molecule: messenger RNA, 4588 nt
Organism: Pristis pectinata (smalltooth sawfish)
Lineage: Eukaryota; Metazoa; Chordata; Chondrichthyes; Rhinopristiformes; Pristidae
Product: retinoic acid receptor RXR-alpha-A
Exons: 13
Coding region: 440-1810 (456 amino acids)
Biological process (GO): anatomical structure development; negative regulation of transcription by RNA polymerase II; cell differentiation
Cellular component (GO): nucleus; RNA polymerase II transcription regulator complex
Molecular function (GO): nuclear receptor activity; zinc ion binding; nuclear steroid receptor activity
Source: RefSeq, a predicted model, not a curated record
AUUGUGUGAAUCAGAUCGCUGUUGGAUGUGGGGUCGGAAUCGAAUCUCCAUGUUUGUGGUGCGGAAAUGAACAACUGAAAGAUCAAUCACAGUGACUGCUGAUGCCUAUUGGGAUUUUUCUCCCGUCGCUGUGACUGUUCGCUGCAGCCUCGGGGAGUGUGUGGGAGCCGAGCGACAGGAGACCGCGCUGGCUGGGACACGUCCAAGAGUUCCACAGCAGAGACAAAGAUGACAGAAUGAAUUCUCAGCCUCUCCACUUGCUGCCCUGCCACUCUGGUUCCCACACCCCCACAGUAUACAACUGUGCAUCUUUAAGGGUCCUGCUCACAAGAAACUUGGGUCAGACAACAUCUGUGGAGAAAUUCAGCUGUGGACCCUUCAUUGAAACUGAUCUAACCAAAGGUCCAUACCAGACUCUCGAACACAAGUGAAUGUGUCCAUGAAUUGCGAUUCCUCUGGAGCAGCCAUGAAUGCACCUUCUCUUCACCCUCAGAUGAUGGGGUCUGGGGUCAGCCCCUCGAUCAGCUCCCCAGGGCAGCUUCAUUCACCUAUUAGCACUUUGAACUCUCCAAUGAAUGGACUGGGCUCUCCCUUCUCAGUUAUCAGCUCGCCAUUGGGUCCACACACACUAUCCAUCCCGUCAUCUCACAGCAUGGGGUAUGGAGGCCACAGUCCGCAGGUAAACUCGCCUAUGAAUUCAGUAAGCAGCACAGAGGAUGUGAAACCACCUUUAGGAAUCAAUGGCGUGCUUAAGAUGCCAUCUCACUCCUCAAACUGUCCAGUUUCGCUCACCAAACACAUCUGUGCCAUUUGUGGGGACAGGUCUUCAGGCAAACAUUACGGCGUUUACAGUUGUGAAGGUUGCAAAGGUUUCUUCAAACGCACAGUGCGCAAAGACCUUACCUACAAUUGCCGUGAUAACAAGGACUGUAUAAUUGACAAGCGUCAGCGUAACCGGUGCCAGUACUGCCGUUACCAGAAAUGUCUUGCCAUGGGGAUGAAGCGGGAAGGUAUGGGCGCAGACUUCAGAGCUGUACAAGAGGAGAGACAGCGGGGUAAGGACAGGAAUGAGAAUGAGGUGGAAUCAACGAGCAGUGCCAAUGAGGACAUGCCAGUGGAGAAGAUAGUGGAGGCGGAACUGGCUGUAGAGCCCAAGACUGAGACUUACAUCGAUUCCAACCUUGGAAUGGGCAGCAGCUCACCGAAUGACCCAGUUACCAACAUCUGUCAAGCAGCAGACAAGCAGCUUUUCACGCUGGUCGAGUGGGCCAAACGGAUUCCACACUUCUCGGAGCUCCCAUUGGACGACCAGGUUAUCCUUUUGAGGGCAGGCUGGAAUGAGCUGCUCAUCGCUUCAUUCUCUCAUCGUUCCAUCGCCGUGAAAGAUGGGAUCCUGCUGGCGACUGGUCUCCAUGUCCAUCGGAACAGUGCACACAGUGCGGGAGUGGGAGCCAUCUUUGACAGGGUUCUGACAGAGCUUGUUUCUAAAAUGCGAGAUAUGCAAAUGGACAAGACAGAGCUGGGCUGUCUGCGAGCUAUCGUGCUCUUCAACCCAGAUGCCAAAGGCCUGUCCAAUCCUGGGGAAGUGGAGGCCCUCCGUGAGAAAGUGUAUGCAUCCCUGGAAGGAUACUGCAAACAGAAAUACCCAGAACAGCCUGGCAGGUUUGCCAAGCUCCUUCUGCGGUUACCGGCUCUCCGUUCUAUCGGACUGAAAUGCCUGGAGCACCUUUUCUUCUUCAAGCUGAUUGGCGACACGCCCAUUGACACUUUCCUCAUGGAGAUGCUGGAAGCUCCUCAUCAGAUGACCUAAGUGGGCUGUGGGCAGACAGAAAACUGCAGCCCAGGAACAGAUUUGCCAUCCUUUUUGUACAGGCUCGGUGCAAAAAUCCUUGGCCUCCCCUCUGCAUUUACAGCCCCCGCCCCCAUCCCUUGCAUCCCACCCUCAACUGUAAUUCCUCAUUAAUGAGAUGAGAAAGGAAUAAUUUUCUUUUUAUAUACACUCUGCAUCAAUCUCUGGGUCUGUGACGAAUUGCUUGUUGAGAUGAUCUACGGUAUCUGUGUGUACAUGUGUCCGCACGCACCCUGACUCUUCCCUAAGUGCAGCAGAGGCUUCAUUUAACUUGGAUCUCGUUCCUGGUUUGUGUUGGCAUGUGAGGUAGUCUCAAGGGAUUGGUCUUGUCGACAUCUACACGGAUUUGUCAGCGCUGGAAGUUGGACUUCGAAGAACUCUGGGUGGCCUCCAUUCCCAAUAUGAAGUUCUCUGGUGAAGGUGUGAAGCAAGAUGGAAUUUGGCCUCCUCUGAAUCUGCCCUCUCACUAGUUUAGUUGCAAAUUCUCCCAACUGGGCUCUCGCAAGCUGCACACUGAUUGUUUCCGUCUCUGCUUUCUCACUGAGCUGGCUGGAGCGAUGUGGCUAAUAAACAGAGCAUGUUUACACGUUCCAUAUCCGUGUAGAACCCAGAGCAGUUCUCAAUCUCGCACUUGGUCUGCCGACUGAAUGUCUCAUGGAAUACUUUAUGGCCUUUGUUAAUUUUUGGAUUAAUCAGAACAAAACAACCUUGCUCCAAUAUGAUCUCGGCCGUAUGGCAGGCGGAUAUUCAGCACAAAACUCCGUGCUUCAAGCCGGUUAUGACAUCAGUGAAAUAAUCGUCUACAAUGCAUGAUUGAGUUACACGGCCUCAUCAGCACCCUCCUCCUGAGCUGCCAAGAAUGGAUUGGUGCAUUCGGGAUGUCUUGUUGCCCAUUCUACCCAGUCCAGUCUGUGAAUAUUGGGUGGGUUUGGGGCUUUUGCAUCCUGAAGAUUCUUUGCUGCUAAGGAAAACAUUCAAAUAAUGAGUAAAGGUCAAGCCUGAAUACAACGUGACCGGGUAAAAGGAGUUUGGUUUUAAAAAUUAAGGAGCUCAAAUGUUCAAUCUGCACUUAAACUGAUCAGUGCCACUCUUCCCAAGCACAUGCCUCUUGUCCUCCACACUAAUACUAAUCCUCCCUCUCCUCCUCCGUUCCCCCCCUUCCUCGCUGCCCUCUUUCUCACCUCUCUAUUCCUCACCUCCCUCUCCUCCCUGCUUUGUACUCUCCAGCCCUCCCCUUCCUUUCUCCUCAGAGUCUAGGGGUCGGAGAAGAGUUUUACCUAUCAGAGGUUCACGCGGAUUGGCCUUGAUCAGCUCCUGACUAUUUUUCCAAACCAUGGAUAACUGGAGUUUAAACCUCAUUUAACUAUAUCCCUGUCUUCAGCUCCUCACUCUCCUCCGUUCUGCCCACGUUCCUUGUGGGUUGUGGUAUUCAUCUUUGUACACGGGUUCUCUCCAGUGCUGUCCUGAUUUGGUCUUUGUGUUCUUUAUUUUACUUCAAAUCUGAAUUUUAACCUGAAAUAUAAAUAUUUUAAGUACAGCAAUUUUGUAAAAAAAAGUUAAAAAUUGCAUUUUAAACUGUUGCAAGCACAGAAAGUUAUGCAAUAAAUGGAGGCGCUCACACCAGACCACUCUCGAAACACAGCCACAGGGCAGGAGCACAGUGGAAGGGGAGCUUGCCAGGAGUCUCUGUUCCUGGAGAAUUUACUCAGGAUACAGACAUUCUCUUCAGCUCAUCUCUUCCCUUUCCUCAUUUCGUCAUCCGUACUGUGUAUCACUUUGUUUAAUCUCAUUUUGUCAAUCAUAUCAAAGUUUAUAGUCAUCUUUACAGUUCUCCCCAUCUCUCAUUGUCUCCCUUUAUCUUUCUAUCUGCCUUUCUCUCUUGUUCGUUUUUCAGUCCCUUUAUAUGUGUGUGUGCGCGCGCGCGUGUUGCACACUUUUUGCUUCUGUGUGUAAGUAUCUUUCCUUCACCAUUUUUCUCCUAGUCUCUAUCCAUCUGUAUGUUUGUUCAUCUCUCUUCACCCCCACAAUACGAGUCUUGGUCUCACUUGUCCUCUCAGCCUUCUCCCCUCCCUGGUGAUCAGAGCUGUACUGAUGGGUGUGCCCAUUCUUGUGGUCAGUCAGUUUUGAGAUGUGAUGGUGAUCAGUCUGUGUUGACACUACGAACACUUGCUGAAAAACAAAAAAAAGAGAAGAAAAAUGUCUACAGAAAUCUAUUUUUGUAUAAAUGAAACUUUAUCCCUUUUGUUAGAUUGAAUUUCACUGAAUUAAUGUAAAUGUUAAUACUUUAAUAGUCUGCAGGGUGGAAGCAAGUGUUCCUGGGACCAUUCGGGACUUUGAGCUGAAUUGUUCCCUGUGUAAUUUGACAGAUUUGCUUUUAAUUUUCAAUCAGUGGCAUCUGAAUAUCCAUCGUGUUCCAGUAUUGUCCGAAUGCCAGUCUUCGCAUUCUACCACAAUAUAAUUCACUCUGGUUACUGACUCAUGUCUGAUUUCCCAGGAGUUUCUGCUCUGAGCUGCUGGGCUUUUGUUGCUGAGAGGAGAAACUCUGGGGGUUUUCAGAUUGGUCCCUGGAGGUGUCGGUGUAAACAGUGCAGGUAAUAUCCUGUCCUGAUCCAGACAGACAGCAGUUUAUGGGGCAGGGUCUCUCAGGCCCUCACUCAGAUCAGGGCGCCCUGUGAUUGCAACCAUUUCAAUUUAAAUUUGUUUCUGUGUUCAAUGUAAUAAAAUGUUCCCUGUACCCUA